This is a messenger RNA of Lactuca virosa, 6685 nucleotides long. The record is from the annotation of a GenBank genome assembly. NCBI's taxonomy places the organism in Eukaryota, Viridiplantae, Streptophyta, Magnoliopsida, Asterales, Asteraceae.
GUAAAAUAGGAAAAAGGGGAAUUCUGCACGCAAUUAGUCCUUUGAACCGUGGUUCUUUCUUGAGAGCCUCGAGUGGAGACGGGGGUUGGUUAAUAUCCUGUAGUUGUACUCCAAGAUAAAAGUGAUAUAAAAAUCUCAGAGGGGAUUAGGAUUCUGAUGCAAUACUGCUUCUUCAGCCCUGGGGCGUCAAAGCUGUGAAAUCGGCAACUGUUAUUGCGCCGAUUGGCUUCUUCGAUACAUGUUCAGGAUGGAGAUUGAUUCAUCAUCAUCAUCCGAACCCAACACGCCUCCGCUUUCUCCAAAAGAUCAUAUACUCAAGAGGCUUGUCCUGAUAGGAGUUCCUGAAGACAGACUCGAUCAUCAGGAGUCUGGCUUAGUUUCAUAUGUUAAAGAAAACAAACAUCGAAUACCAGAUAUCGUCUCUGCGGUUCUACCAACUGAUGUUGAAAUGGAAACUGCCAUGGAAGUCCAGUCAGAACCUCCUGCUAGAUCAAAGAUUGAAGAUUUACUACAUGAAAGUAUGAUCUGGUUACAGUGGUUGAUGUUUGAUGGUGAUCCUAGUGAAGUCCUACAUCGCCUGGCAAUCAUGAAUAUUGGUCAACGUGGUGUUUGUGGGGCUGUUUGGGGUCACAAUGAUAUAGCAUAUCGUUGUAGAACAUGUGAACAUGAUCCCACUUGUGCAAUUUGUGUCCCAUGUUUCCAAAAUGGUAACCACAAAGACCAUGAUUACUCCAUCAUAUAUACAGGUGGUGGAUGCUGUGAUUGUGGGGAUGUGACUGCAUGGAAACGUAGUGGCUUUUGUUCUAAACAUAAAGGAGCUGAACAGAUACAGCCACUUCAACAAGAUGUUGCAAAUACUUUAUCUCCUGUUCUUGAUUCCCUUCUCGUUUUCUGGAAGAACAAACUACUAUUUGCAGAGAGCAUUCAUCAAGAUCGUGAUCGACCCACUCUUGAUGAUAAUGUUACAGAACAGAAAAAGGUUGCAGAUGAGCUGACAUCAGCGGUGGUAGGGAUGCUUUUGGAAUUUUGCAAGUGUAGUGAAAGUUUACUCAGUUUUGUUUCUGGAAGGGUAUGCUCUUUGGUUGGUUUGUUGGAUGUUCUUGUAAUGGCAGAGAGGUUUUUAAGCACUGAAGUUGUCCGGAAGCUUCAGGAGUUACUGUUGAAAUUACUAAGUGAUCCUUUCUUCAAGUAUGAGUUUGCAAAGGCUUUUUUACGGUAUUACCCCACAGUUGUGAAUGAAGCUGUAAAAGAGUGUAAAGAUUCUAUUUUUAGAAAGUAUCCACUACUGCCGACAUUUUCUGUUCAAAUCUUCACUGUUCCUACUCUGACACCACGCCUUGUUAAGGAAAUGGAUCUUUUGGCAAUGCUGUUGGAAUGUUUGACCAAUAUAUUCAGUUCUUGUUCUAGAGAGGAUCAUCGACUACAGGUUUCCAAAUGGGGAAACUUAUAUGAAACAACGCAUCGUGUGGUUGAAGACAUUCGAUUUGUCAUGAGCCAUUCAACAAUUCCAAAAUACAUGACAUGUGACAGGCGUGAUAUCUCAAGAACAUGGAUGAAACUUUUAGCUUUUGUCCAAGGCAUGAGCCCUCAAAAAAGAGAAACAAAUAUUCACAUAGAAGAAGAAAACGAAAACAUGCAUUUACCUUUCGUUUUAGGUCAUUCAAUUGCAAAUAUUCAUGCUCUGUUAGUGGCUGGAGCAUUUUCCAACAAAGAAACAGAAGAUGAAUCAGUCAUUGAUGAACAAGAUAGUUUAAGACAUGCAAAAGUGGGAAGACUUUCACAAGAAAGCUCUGUUUCUAGUGUGACUGGGAGUGGAAGGGGUAAUGAUAGUUUCACAGUGUUGACUUCAAUUUCAUGGUUGACUUUUGAGUGUUUAAGAGCGAUUGAAAACUGGUUGAAAGUGGACAAUACAUCAGGAGAUCUUAAUUCGAGAGGAACCAAUGCUUCUGGUAGUAAUUUCUUUCAGUUAAAGAGAACACUUUCUAAGUUUAGAAAGGGAAAAACUAUCUUCAAGUCACCUUCAAGUAAAACUAUGGGUGGUGGUGUUCAUCAACGUUUGACCGGGUCAAAUGACACCAUUUCUGCAGGUUUAAGCGAUCAUCAAAUGGAAGGAGAUUAUACAAACGAAUUGGAAUCACUUAGUGUUCUAAGUUUAUCAGAUUGGCCAGAAAUUGAAUAUGAUGUUAGUUCACAGGAGAUAUCAGUACACAUUCCAUUACACCGAUUGCUGUCAUUGGUUUUACAAAGAGCAUUAAAGAGGUGUUAUGGUGAAUCUGAAUCUGAAUCUGAAUCUGGAUUGCCAGCUGUAUAUGGUGAUUUCUUUGGUCAUGUUUUAGGUGGUUGCCACCCGUAUGGAUUCUCAGCUUUUGUAAUGGAACAUCCUUUGCGAAUUAGGGUUUUCUGUAGUGAAGUUCAUGCUGGAAUGUGGAGAAAAAACGGGGAUGCUGCAAUAUUAUCUUAUGAGUGGUAUCGUUCUGUUCGAUGGUCUGAACAGGGUUUAGAACUUGAUCUAUUUCUUCUACAGUGUUGUGCUGCAUUAGCCCCUGCAGAUCUUUAUAUUGCUAGAAUCAUCGAACGUUUUGGUCUUUCAAGUUACCUUUCCUUAAAUUUGGAAAGAGCUAGUGAGUAUGAAGCGGUUUUGGUACAAGAAAUGCUAAAUCUUAUUAUACAGAUAGUAAAAGAAAGGCGAUUUUGUGGAUUAACUACAGCUCAAUGUCUACAACGUGAGUUAAUCUAUAAGCUAUCAACCGGAAACGCUACUCAUAGUCAACUGGUCAAAUCCCUUCCGCGUGACCUUUCCAAAGUCGAACAAUUUCAACAAAUUUUAGACACUGUAGCCGAGUACUCAUAUCCAUCUGGAAUCAAACAGGGUAUGUACAAAUUACGGUUGGAAUACUGGAAAGAGUUGGAUUUGUAUCAUCCUCGUUGGAACUCACGAGACUUGCAAGUUGCAGAAGAAAGAUACUUGCGUUUUUGUAGUGUGUCUGCAUUGAUGAAUCAGCUCCCAAAAUGGACAAAAAUCUAUGCUCCUCUUAAUGGGUUAGCUAAAGUUGCCACAUAUGGCGUUCUUAUAACAGCAUUGCACUUGUUGUCACUAGCUUUGGACAUUUCUCAAGCACAGAUCGAGUCACAAUCUGGUGGUUUUGAUAAUUCUAUUCCCCUUUUAGUCUUUGCUGCUGAAGAAAUAUCUACAGGGUUGAAUGAUGGAUAUGAUGAUCAAAGCUUGUUGUCGCUUCUUGUGUCGCUAAUGAGGAUAAAUAAAAAGGAAAAUGCUUAUAACUAUGUGGAGUCUGGUGGGUUUGACCUUUCUUCUUUGAUUAAGAAUCUUCUUCAGAAGUUUGCUGAGCUGGAUGCUGGAUGUUUAACAAAACUGCAAAUGUUGGCGCCUGAAGUUGUUAAUCAGUUAUCUUAUUCUAGUGAUGUGAGUAACAACAGUGCACCUGUUUCUGAUAGUGAAAAAAGAAAGGCAAAAGCACGUGAGAGACAAGCUGCGAUAAUGGAAAAGAUGAAGGCACAGCAGUCAAAGUUCAUGGAGAAUAUGACAGAAGACACUGGCUUAGAUGACACAAAUGAUCCUGAAGAAAGUCUUCCUGAUGUCGCAACUGAUUCAGAUGUACAAGUAGUCUGCUCUCUUUGUCAUGAUGCAAAUUCCAAGACUCCUGUCUCUUUUCUAAUUCUUCUCCAGAAAUCCAGGCUUGUGAGUUUACUUGACAAAGGUCCCCCAUCAUGGGAAAAAGAAGCUCAAAGAUCUGGAAAGGAACAAGUCAAUGAGGACACAUUAACAGUUAAAUCAUCUGAAACAGUAAAUUCCCAGUUAAUGGAAGUCAUUCAGACUGCAAUUAAUGAAUUUGCAUCCACUGGUCAACCAAGAGAGGUUGAUGCUUUUCUGGAGUUUAUAAAAACCCGAUUCCCUUCUCUGAACAAUAUAAAUAUUCCUCCUCAAACAGCACAUGAUAGUAGUCAAAGUCAACCAACCACAGCUUCAGCUUCGGGUGAUGCAUUUGAAGAAGAUAUGUACACAUUCAUUCUGGAUGUUAUGGAAAAUAAUGUGGGGGAAUCAGAUGUUUUGAUUGAUGAGGUGGAUUUUUCGAUUCCUGGAAGUAGUUCAUACAGUAGUUAUGAUACAAAUGAAUCUCUUUUGCUUGGAAAGUACAUUGCUUCUCUCUCUCAUGAAGUUGUAAAUAAUCCAUCAUCAUCAUCAUCAUCUUCAUCAGAAAAUGUGGGGUCCCCUAGUGGUAAGGCACAGAUAGGUGCUUCAGUUACUUCACGGUUGCCAUAUGAUGGAUUUGGGCCUUCGGAUUGUAAUGGCAUUUAUGUUACUUCUUGUGGCCAUGCUGUCCAUCAAGGUUGCCUUGAUCGUUAUCUACGCUCGCUGAAGGAAAGAUACACACGAAGGAUUGAUUUUGAAGGAGGACAUAUUGUGGAUCCAGAUCAGGGGGAGUUUUUAUGUCCUGUUUGUCGGGGCCUUGCAAAUUCUGUCCUACCUGAUUUGCCUAGAGAAGGAACGAUAAUGAAGGAGAGUGUAUCAUCCAAAAUUCCAAAUCUGUCCCCCAUGAAUGCUUCUAACUAUGAAUCAUCUGAACAUCUUCUUCUUAAACAAUCCCUAUCUCUCUUACAAGCUUCUGCAGAUGUUUCUAGAAGGAACGAAUUCCUCAAAUCUUUUCCAGUAAAACACAAAGGAGGAACAGGCGCGAAUCUUGAAUCCGUGGUUCAUUUACUACACGAAAUGUAUUUUCCAGGAAAUGAUAAAAUCUCAGGAUCAAGUCGGUUGAGUGACUCCAUGAUCAUGUGGGACACACUCAAAUAUUCCCUUGUGUCUACAGAAAUUGCUGCAAGAUCUGAAAAAACUUCACAUGCCACCAAUUAUAGCAUUAGUUCAUUGUAUGAGGAAUUAAGAUCUUCCAGUGGCUUCAUUUUGUCAUUGUUGCUGAAAAUUGUCCACAGCAUCCGUGCCCAAAAUUCUCUUGAUGUCCUUUUAAGAUUAAGAUGUAUUCAACAGUUUGCAAAGUCUAUACAUGCUGAUACUCUCAAUGAACUACCUGGUCAUACAAACAGAGUUGAAGAAAAUAUGAUGAGCAUAUUGGAAAAUGCUGACAUGGGCAUACGAUUCCCUGAUGUACAGUUUUGGACCAUGGCAUCCAAUCCUGUCCUUGCAUCUGAUCCUUUUUCAACUUUAAUGUGGAUCCUCUUCUGUCUUCCAGUCCCAUUUAUGUCCUCUGAGAAAUCAUUCUUGCCUCUUGUUCAUAUGUGCUAUGUUGUCUCCAUUACUCAGGCUGUAAUAACAUAUUUUGGGAAAAACGAAUCUGCUAUGGAUGAUUUCAGUUACCAUGAAUCUCUCAUCACAGACAUAUACAAAUUCAUGGGUGAACAUGUGUUGAUACGUCAAUAUUUUGUUUCCAAUUAUAUUGAUAGUUCUCGUGAUAUUAAGGAGACAAUUCGUAGCUUGAGCUUUCCAUUCUUAAGAAGGUGUGCACUGUUAUGGAAAUUAAUGAACUCUUCGAGUUUAGCACCGUUUAGUGGGGCCCACAGAUCAUCACAAUCAUUUGAUGAUAGAAUGGAUUUUGCUUAUGGUUUUGCUGAAGAGUUUGUUGAAAUUGAAGAGUUGGAGAAGAUGUUCAAGAUUCCAACAUUAGAGAACAUUGUUAAUGAUGAGGUGUCACGUUCUUUGGUUUUAAAAUGGUUGAAUCAUUUUGCUAGAGAAUUUGAAGUAGGGGUUUUGUACAAAACCCCUGUUGUCCCAUUUAAGUUGAUGGUUUUGCCUUACCUCUACCAAGAUCUCUUACAAAGGUACAUAAAACAGAAGUGUGUUGACUGUGGAGCAGUUCAAGAUGAACCUGCAUUAUGCUUGUUGUGUGGUAAAUUGUGCUCACCAAGCUGGAAGACAUGCUGCAGGAAUAACAAGUGCCAAACUCAUGCAAUGUCUUGUGGUGCUGGUACUGGCGUGUUUCUUUUAAUCAGGAAAACCACAAUAUUACUUCAAAGAUCUGCACGUCAGGCACGUUGGCCAUCUCCAUACUUGGAUGCAUUUGGUGAAGAGGAUGUUGAAAUGCAUAGGGGAAAGCCAUUGUAUUUGAACGAGGAACGCUAUGCAGCAUUGAGUCAUAUGGUGGCUUCUCAUGGACUUGAUCGUAGUUCAAAAGUGUUGCAUCAGACAUCAAUUGGAGCUUUUCUAAUGCUAUAGAGAUAUAUAAUAUAGUCUUCAUGUGACCUAUACUUCUACUCUACUGGAGGGUCAGGGUCAGGGUCAGGGGAGUGGCAGAUUGGGUAGGAAAUUAAGAUGAAUUUUUCAUGUUCAUGGUUAGGUGUUUAGGAGGGGCUUGAGAGAAGGUUAUUGAUGGAGCCAAGUUGCAGACACACAUACAGGGUUGAUUGGUGCACUCAAUUUGUAUGCUGAUGAAACAUUUGACUAAAGAAAAGAGUCGUUGGGUGGGGGGUGGGUAUAUGUAAAUGUAUAUGUGCAAGGGGGCUGUGUUGGUGGUGUAUGUGUGUAUGUUUGUGUCGCAGAUGCAGGAUUUGAAUUGACAUGCAACCAGAAAUGUUUUAUUUGUCAAGUUUUCUUUAAAAUUUCAAAAAAGUGUAGUGUUUUUUUUAGAUAAAAUCUAAAUACCAUGUUCCAUGUGUAUUCUAUUCAUAGAAAAAAUGAACAAUGAGUUCCUUAAUAUAAUCGACCACAAUCGUAAUCGUA